Messenger RNA from Acaulospora morrowiae, 2316 nucleotides. The record is from the annotation of a GenBank genome assembly. NCBI's taxonomy places the organism in Eukaryota, Fungi, Glomeromycota, Glomeromycetes, Diversisporales, Acaulosporaceae.
AUGGUUUCUUCUCCAAUCCUUACUCCAAUCUCAAUGCGGAUCCCUGAUGCAGUACACCCACCUAUUCCAGGCCAAAGUCAUCGGUAUUACGGAAAUAUACACAUUAAGCAUGUAAAACUUCCUCCAAACAGUCAAUCCCUUCGUGGAGGUUCAAGUUAUCCUCGAUAUACCAAUGCAGAAGGUUUAACGGGAAAUGACUUGAGUAUUCACGAUGCAACUGCCGCUGGAAACAUGGAAAGAGUAAAGGAACUACUAGAUCCUCAAGGAUCCGGGGAAACCACCUCUUCCUUUUUACUUGCCAAUGAAGCAAGCCCAUCUUCAGGACUCACGCCGCUACAUUAUGCUGCUUCACGCGGUCACUUUGAAAUUGUAAAGUGGUUGAUCGACGCUGCCGGAGCUAUUGUAGACCUUGAAGAUCAAACUGGUGAGACUGCCUUGUUGAAAGCCUCUUAUAAUGGUCACACGCAUGUUGUGGCAUUCCUUUUGCAAAAGCAUGCGAAAUAUGACCAAAAAGACAAUGAUGGAUGGACUGCUUUACACAAUGCUUCUGCUCAGGGUUAUUUGCAGAUUGUGAAAUAUUUGUUAGAACACACAGCGGCCGAAGUUGAUGUUAGAAGUAGCAAAGGCCAUACACCAUUGAUGAAUGCUGCAUCGAAAGGACACAUUGAUAUUGUCGAAUAUCUUUUGAAUCGCAGAAGUGCAAAUCCACUUAUUAAAAACAAUUUUGGCGAGACCGCUUAUGAUAUUGCUGCUAUAAGUCAGGAAGUGUAUAUUUGCGAAUUAUUGGAGAAAGCGGAACGUGAAUGGUGGAAGGGCAAAAAACCUUUGCCCCAACCGUCGUCGUUUAGUGAUCUUGUGCACUUACCAGCCACAAAUGAGCCAUACGAUAUUUACGCCAUUCAUAUCACUGUCCCUAUUGUUCUACACGAGAAUCAACGAUCGUCUUCCGUUUUUGGUGCGUUGUCUUCACUCCGUGGACCUCCAAAAUACUCAUCAAAUAAUCUUUUGAAAAAUGACGUCCGUGGACCUUGGUCACUUCACCCUAGUGGAAAACCCUCUUCAAUAGAAGAAAUUAAACUUCCAUCUAUGUCGGAUAAUUCUGAUGCAACUUCAUCGAAAUCUUCGCAAAAUUCAUGGUUCUGGGUUACUGAUUGGCAAGUUGAUAUGACACAUCCGCGUGUAGAUUCCCAAGGUUGGCAAUAUGCUAGAAGCUUUGAAGAUUCAGAUAAAUUGUGGCUAGUUGCACCCCCAUCAAACACAGGUAGUUGGGUGCGAAGAAGAAGAUGGGUGCGGGUGAUGAAGCGUGUUGUAGAUCUCAGUUUCAACGGUCAAAGUUAUGCUUUACAACUCGUAAAUGAUAGUGAGAAUGAAGGCUCGAAUUAUGUAAUGAAGGCUGAAGGAAUUAUCAAGAAAUAUCAGGAAAACAGAAGGGGAAAGAUCAACAAUGACCCUCCCGUAGCUGGACAAUUGGCCAAAUAUAAAGAAGCCAUUGAAAUUUUGUCAAAUGGAAUAAAAACCGAUACUAACCAGCAGCGAAAACAAGAGGCCGCAUCACUUAUAAACACUUUUACAAAUCAUGCAGAAUAUUUGGAAAACACGCUAAAAGGGGACGCAUCGGUUUCCCAAACUAGUCCAAGUUUGCAUGAAAUUCCUAUGACGCCUAGUAAUAUUACGACGCCACAACCACCUAUUCCGAUUAGCCUAAACUCAUUGCCCACAACCAAAACGCAAAACGUAGGAUCGAAUUCUCCGCACCAACCAGCGCCAAGCAUUAGAAGUUUCGAAACGCUUGAAAAUCCGUGGUACAAUGAGGUUCAAAGCGAGGACGUUGGUAAUUCUACUCAACCUUCGAUUUUAGAGAAUUCAGUAUCUCCCAUGAGAGUUCAUGCUCAGACAGGUUUAACCAUAGCAAAUGUUCGGGCCCAAUCUUCAACUACUUCCGGCAAAUGGGAAGAUGACAGUGGUGUUAGUGAAUGUCGUCGGUGUCGUAAGAAAUUUGGAUUAUGGGUUAGGAAGCAUCAUUGCAGACGGGUCACCUUACCAGCAUCUCAGGUUCUCAUGGGCCCUUCGGGACGUGGAGACUCCUCCAAUCACCGUGUGUGUGAUUUAUGCUAUCAAUCGACCAAAGGAUUCUCGUCUGAUCGUAGACGUCCGAGCGACAGUUCAACCAUGACCGAAUGCCCCGCUUGCAACGUGCCGCUAAGUAAAGCCACUCAGGAAGACCACCUAAGAAGCUGUCUAGAAAACAACAACAGGAAUGGAAAUAGCAUCCCAAGUUAUAAAUAUGUGGGUGAGCAAGGAGAUUUUUCGUCUUGA